CGGAGGCCGCAACGCGCGGCGGCACUGGCCAAGCCGACGUGCGGCCGCCCUGCUCCCUCUCCAAACCCACUUCCCCCGCAUCUCCCCUCCAUCUCCCCCUCCUCCCACUCCCUUCAAAGAGAGAAGAAAGCUGGGAGAGAUCCACCCUAGCUGCAGACCGACAAAGCGACCGCGACUCAAACCCGCAAGAAACCAGCUACCGGACAGAAGAAGACUGGCAUGGCAAGGCUCGGCGUGGCCUUGCUCGCGCUCCUGGCGGCCGCGGCGGCGGUCGCCUGCCUGCCGUCCCCGGCCUCCGCGGGCGAGCUGGCCUCCAUGCUGCUGUCGCGCGCGGCGGCCUGCGACGGGAUCAUCGGGGAGUGCGGCGUGGACGAGGACGAGGAGAUGGCGCCGGGCGCCGGCGAGGCCCUGCGCCGGUCGCUGGCGCGGAAGUCGACGGCCAGGUACAUCAGCUACGCGGCGCUGCGCGCCGACCAGAUCCCCUGCGACAAGCGCGGGGCGUCCUACUACAUCAACUGCGGGUCCAUGCAGCAGGCCAACCCCUACACGCGCGGCUGCUCCGCCAUCACGCACUGCGCGCGCAACAUGAACUGAUCCCUCGUCCGUAGGCCUGGUGGAUCUUGCGCGCGUACGGCAGUGAUCGAUGCGUACGCACGGAGCGGCGAGGAGGUGUGUGGCCGUGCGAGCACCUAAUUACCAAUUGUAUUUGUAGAACGCCCGUGCAUUGCUACAGACUAAUGAUUAUAAAUAAAUGAA
Molecule: messenger RNA, 756 nt
Organism: Triticum urartu
Lineage: Eukaryota; Viridiplantae; Streptophyta; Magnoliopsida; Poales; Poaceae
Source: RefSeq, a predicted model, not a curated record